AUGACUUCUCUUUCUAAUGACUGUAAAAAUGAUCAAUCAUCAUCAUCUAAUAAUAAUAGCUCUGAUUCCGAUGAUGGACAAUUAUAUAUCUUUUGUGAUUUAUUGGACCAGACAAAGUUUAUCAAAUCCACAAAAACAACCAAAUCAACUUCUGUUUGGGGUCCAUCUAAAAGAAAAGAGAAAAAGAUGAAUGAUCAAUACUAUUUGUUGCAUACUACUCCAAUGACUUAUUAA
Cavenderia fasciculata is the source of this 234-nucleotide messenger RNA. RefSeq lists its product as uncharacterized. The record is from RefSeq and is a predicted model, not a curated record. The transcript is spliced from 3 exons. Lineage: Eukaryota; Evosea; Eumycetozoa; Acytosteliales; Cavenderiaceae. The coding region runs from base 1 to 234 and encodes 77 amino acids.